UGUUCUAACACUUGCCGAGUGUACAAGGUGGAAGAAUCUUAUCAUCAUAAAUACCAACAUUAUAACACUUUUCACGGAAAAACACGUUCUAUUGAAUUUUUUCUUGUGAACAACAGGAAAUUUGUGAAUUCAUGUUUAAAUUAGUGAUUUGGCAGUAUUCCUUACGAUAAAGCUUCACAAACAACGUUGCAAAAAUAUGAUUGUUUGAAAUAACAUGUCAUAUCCUACUUUGGAGACUGAUAUUAGACUCUGAGUGAAGAUUUGAUUGAAAUGAGUUGUAUAAAUACUACAAUUUUUACAAAGUUAAUUAAGUUUUGCACAGCCUUAACUACGAAUUACUAAAAAUGGCAUCCAAGUCACUUUUCGCUGCUUUCUUCGCCCUUGUGGUCGCUCUUGAGGUCGCCAACGCCUGCAGCUGCGGAUGUUGCCAGCCAUGCUGCUGUUGUUGCAAGCCAUGUUGCGGAUGCUGUUGCCACAAGAAGUGCGGUGACACCACCAUCAUCAAGGAGCCAGACUGCUGUUGUUGCAAGCCAUGUUGUUGUUGCAAGCCAUGCUGUUGCUGCCAGAAAUGUUGUUGCUGUUGCGAGCCAUGUUGCUGUUGUUGCAAGCCAUGUUGCUGUUGCUGCCAGCCAUGUUGCUGCUGCUGCAAGCCAUGCUGUGGAUGCUGCUGUUAAACAUUCUUCCAGAAACUAAACAGAUAAAUAUCUCUUGCAACUCAACUCCACUGAAUCCACAUAAAUUGAUUGAAAUGAUGUAUCAAACAAAUUGAUACAGAAGUGCUUUAAAACUUCUGUUCCAAAGUAUUCCAUUGUUAAUCUUCAGUAUUAUCAGAAUUAUUCAACAUUGAAUUAUUGAGAUGAUACUGGAAUAUUCCAACUGCAUCAUGACUUGAUAUUUAUUUGUAAAAUCAUCAUCAAACUUUUCUGGAAUAAAUCAGCUGUAUGGAAUCUAAUAAAAACGUAUCAUUACUUCUCCA
This is a messenger RNA of Nilaparvata lugens (brown planthopper), 976 nucleotides long. Its product is annotated as keratin-associated protein 5-4. Lineage: Eukaryota; Metazoa; Arthropoda; Insecta; Hemiptera; Delphacidae. The transcript is spliced from 2 exons. The record is from RefSeq and is a predicted model, not a curated record. The coding region runs from base 345 to 674 and encodes 109 amino acids.